Molecule: messenger RNA, 1511 nt
Organism: Ceratotherium simum simum (southern white rhinoceros)
Lineage: Eukaryota; Metazoa; Chordata; Mammalia; Perissodactyla; Rhinocerotidae
Gene: ZNF707
Product: zinc finger protein 707
Biological process (GO): regulation of DNA-templated transcription
Source: RefSeq, a predicted model, not a curated record
GGAACCUGGAGCGGCGGCGCGGGGCAGCGGUCGGCUGCUCCUCAGCACUUACCUUUCCCCAGAGGGGGCCCACGUGUCUCCCUGCAGGCCUGCUGUUCCCAUGGAUGUCUCCCAGGAGCCAGUGACCUUCGAGGAGGUGGCCAUACAUUUCUCAAGGGAAGAGUGGCAGUGUCUGAACCCCAGCCAGAGGGCCCUCUACCGGGAUGUGAUGCUGGACAAUUUUGGGAGCUUGGCCGCACUGGGAUUUCUUGGCCCCAGACCAGACCUCGUCUCUCGCCUGGAACAGUGGGAUGAGCCGUGGGUUGAGGAGCAGGAGAGACCCGAGUUUCAGGAAGCACGGAGGGGUCCCCAUUGUCCCACUUCUCAGCUCUCAGAUUCUCUCAGAAGUGAGAUCAAGCAGAUGUGUGAGAAUGAGACACUCUGGGAAGACACUGGGUUGUGUGGAGCCCCAGGAUGGAGAGGGUCUUGGGUACCUGGCUGGAGGGGAGCUUAUGGCCUGGAGGGAGCAAGGAAGUCCCUUUAUCAGAAGAGACACCGUAAUCAGCCGUUGGCAACUCACGAGGAAAUGCACGAGCCUGAGAGAGCCAAGGCAGGCGCUGGCUUCAGGAAGAGCUUCCUUCUGAACUUGGAUGACGUACAGUGUCCCGGUGUGGCGGCUCUGCAGCGUGGGGUGUGUGGGGCGUGUGGGUUGUGCUGCAGGCGGCAGCCAGGCCUCUGUGAGCACCGGGAGCGUCCCGCCGAGGAGCAGCCAUUUAUCUGUGACACGUGUGGGAAAGUCCUGAGCUGUCACAGCCGGCUCGCUGCUCACCAGACCGUCCACACGGGAACCAAGUCCUUCGUGUGUUUUGAAUGCGGCCAGACCUUCAGGUGGGUCUCCAACCUUGUGCGACACCAGAGAAACCACACCAGCGAGAAGCCCUUCAGCUGUGAGGUGUGCGGACAGGCCUUCAGCCUGAAGGACCGCCUCGCCCAGCAUCGCAAGGUCCACACGGAGCACAAACCCUACCCGUGUGCGGACUGUGGGAAGGCCUUCAAGCAGAAGUCGAACCUUCUCCGGCAUCAGCUGGUGCACAGCGGGGAGAGGCCUUUCUGCUGCGCGGACUGCGGGAAGGCCUUCCGCACCAAGGAGAACCUCACCCACCACCAGAGGAUCCACAGCGGGGAGAAGCCCUACAUGUGCGCCCAGUGCGGCAAGGCCUUCCGGUGGCCCAAGGGCUUCAGCAUCCACCAGAGACUGCACCUGACCAGGAGGGCCUACGAGUGCGAGCGCUGCGGGAAAGGCUUCCGCCACCUGGGCUUCUUCACACGGCAUCAGAGAACCCACGGGAGGGGGGAGGUGUAGGAGCGCCCACGGCGCAUGUCUGCGUCUGUGGGCCCUGCAGGAGGCUGUCAGUUCUGACUUAACAAGGCGGGAAGAAGCCGUCUAGGUCCUGGCCUCUCAGGAAAGCCACAGUCAGAGCUCCAGCUCUCCCGAGCAGCUCCCCGGGAACACUGCCUGGAGAAGCGGGUCU